GACAAAUGGACCCAUUAAUUAGGAACUUAGAAGAAGAGAAAGCAUCUUCUUCCAGAGAAACAAUAUAUAUAAUUCAUUGAAAGAAAGCAAGGCAGUAGGAAAUUUCUUCUUUUUCUUUUUUAUAUAUAUUUUAAGGAAAAAAGAAAUAAUAGCAGAAAAGGAUAAAAGAAUAACAGGGAGAAAGAGGAGAUGGAAGGGGUGAUGUUAAUACUGUUGCUAUGUCUGACGACUGGGGCAAUGUUGGGUGUCCAUGGUGAAGACCCUUACUUGUUUUUCACAUGGAAUAUCACCUACGGUACACUCUCUCCUUUAGGAGUUCCCCAGCAAGUCAUUCUCAUCAACAAUCAAUUUCCUGGACCUGUCAUCAAUUCAACGAGCAACAACAAUGUUGUUAUCAAUGUCUUCAAUAACAUCGAUGAGCCAUUCCUCUUGACAUGGAGCGGUAUUCAACAGAGAAAGAACUCGUGGCAGGAAGGAGUGCCAGGAACCAACUGCCCCAUUCCCCCCGGCAGCAACUACACCUAUCAUUUCCAAGUCAAGGAUCAAAUUGGUAGCUUCAUCUACUAUCCAAGCACCGCCUUGCACAGGGCAUCUGGCGCUUUUGGUGGCCUCCACAUCAAUAGCCGUUUGCUAAUCCCUGUCCCUUAUCCUGAUCCUGAGGAUGACUACACUGUCGUUCUUAACGACUGGUACACCAAGAGCCACAAGUCUCUUAGGACUUUCUUGGAUAGCGGACGCUCGCUCGGUAGACCAGAUGGUGUCCUCAUCAAUGGCAAAAACGCAAAGGGAGACGGCAAGGACGAACCUCUCUUUACCAUGAAACCUGAUAAAACUUACAAGUACAGGGUAUGUAAUGCUGGGAUCAAGACUUCUCUCAACUUCAGGAUCCAAGGCCACGAGAUGAAGCUGGUGGAGAUGGAGGGCUCCCAUGUGGUGCAGAAUGUGUACGAGUCCCUUGACGUGCAUGUCGGUCAAUGCCUUAGCGUGCUUGUGACAGCUAACCAGGCUCCCAAGGACUACUACAUGGUGGCUUCCACUCGAUUCAUGAAGACAGUCCAAACUGCUAAGGGAAUCAUUAGAUACACUAAUGGCAAGGGACCAGCAUCACCUGAGCUCCCUGAAGCACCUGUUGGAUGGGCUUGGUCCCUCAAUCAAUUCCGUUCCUUCCGCUGGAAUCUCACUGCCAGUGCUGCAAGGCCCAACCCUCAGGGUUCUUACCAUUAUGGAUCCAUCAAUAUUACCCGUACUAUCAAACUUGUUAACUCACCUAGCAGAGCAGGGGGCAAGCUUCGGUAUGCUAUCAAUGGUGUUUCCCACACUGAUACAGAGACUCCCCUCAAGCUUGCUGAGUAUUAUGGAAUUGCGGACAAGGUGUUCAAGUAUGAUACCAUUAAGGAUGACCCACCACCAAAGAUUACCGAAGUUGUCACACAACCUAAUGUUCUCAACAUGACAUUCCGUAACUUUGUGGAGAUCAUCUUUGAGAACCCAGAGAAGAGCAUUCAGUCCUGGCACUUGGAUGGAUAUUCCUUCUUCGCAGUAGCCGUGGAGCCUGGCACAUGGACUCCCGAGAAGAGGAAGAACUACAAUCUCCUUGAUGCGGUAAGCAGGACCACUGUCCAGGUAUUUCCCAAAUCUUGGGCAGCCAUCUUCUUGACAUUCGACAACGCUGGAAUGUGGAACAUCAGGUCUGAGGUAUGGGAGAGGACCUAUCUCGGCCAACAACUUUAUGCAAGUGUUAUUUCUCCGGCCCGCUCCUUGAGGGAUGAAUAUAAUAUCCCUGAUAACGCAUUACUUUGUGGCCUCGUCAAAGACUUACCAAAUCCCCCACCUUACAGUGUUUAAACUUGUUCCUACUAAUGCCAUACCUCUUGACACACAGUAAUAGAGAAGGGUGACAAGGGAAGGAUUAAUAUUUGACACGUGAUUGUGCAUCCAGACAGAGUAGAUGAUGGUGCUGAAUAAGAGGGGUUGGUACAACAUUAUAUAAAGUUGCCUGACGAUGUUCGUAUGUAGCCCUUGCCAUCACAUUUUUGUUUCUUCUUAAUUAUAUAAUGAAUUUACAUGUUCCUUUCUUA
Molecule: messenger RNA, 2078 nt
Organism: Ricinus communis (castor bean)
Lineage: Eukaryota; Viridiplantae; Streptophyta; Magnoliopsida; Malpighiales; Euphorbiaceae
Product: L-ascorbate oxidase homolog
Exons: 3
Coding region: 190-1845 (551 amino acids)
Molecular function (GO): oxidoreductase activity; copper ion binding
Source: RefSeq, a predicted model, not a curated record